Messenger RNA from Acaulospora morrowiae, 3192 nucleotides. The record is from the annotation of a GenBank genome assembly. NCBI's taxonomy places the organism in Eukaryota, Fungi, Glomeromycota, Glomeromycetes, Diversisporales, Acaulosporaceae.
AUGAAUCAACAACAGCAAUCGGGAUAUACUCCAAAUUCCUUAGGUCUUUCGACUAAUCCUGCUGUACUGCAACAGCAAACUCAACCACAGCAAUAUGCUAACAAUUUUAAUUCACAUCAAACUAAUCAGCGUCCGAUGAACAUAGCGAUAUCUCAGCAAUCGCAACAAGCGACUAUUGAGCGUAAUUACGGGGCUGUUAACAACCGAAACAUUCAGCAAAUAAGAAAUUUGGGUGGGGAAAGUGGAGCUAAUCUUACAAACCAGUAUCUUUUUCAAAAUCGUCAGUCGUUACCCGCAACGUCUGCCACUCCAAUGCCUUCAAUCCCAACUAUGAACAAUACUAUUUAUGGCAAUAAUAUGACUACAAAUAUGUUAGGUUUUCCAUCACAGAGUAAUAUCAACAACGUAGGCCUAGACGUGUUUCAAUCCGGAUUCAAUCGCUCGUUAGGUCAAAUGAUGCAACAACAAAUGAUUCAACAAAUUAGAAGACCAGUUCAAAAUUCUACAACCGCACAAAAUAUCCAUCAUCGUUCAUCGCAUCAGAAGCAAACUGGAGAUAUAUCUACAAAAAAAUCACAAUCUUCGUCUAGCGGGAAAUCAUAUGAACCUGCACCUGAUCUUACUCCUGUUCAAAAACAAUACCUUGAACAAUAUGUACGUCGGGAUUUACUUUAUCAGCAGGCUUUGGAUAUCCAAUCCAAAAGACAGAUGAGCAUAAUUAACGAGAAACGUAGAGAAAUAGAAAGGCAUCAAACCCGUUCUGGAAUAUUAGCAUUUGGUCCAGGAUAUGAAGGAUAUGGAAACGGUCUAACAGGAACAAGAUUUCGCAUUGUAUAUCCAAACGAGAGGAAAAGGCAUAAGAAAACCAGAGAGUUUAAAUUCUCUCAUCAACAAUUGAGAGAUAUUGCAGAGAAGGAGGAUAAUUUGGUUCCAAUUCGAUUAGAAAUUGACGGAGCCGAUGGUUAUAAAUUGCGAGACACGUUUACCUGGAAUGUGAACGAAACUUGCAUUACGCCUGAACACUUCGCAGAGGUUCUGUGUGAUGAUCUGCGUUUCCCAGCUUCAACAUUUGCUCCUCUAAUUGUCAAACAAAUACGCGAUCAAUUGCAAGGAUACAUUCUACAUCCUUUAUCAUCUACUAAACCACCGACGUCUAGUUUGACUGCUGAUGUAUUUUCAGACCUUAAAACUUCCUCAUCGACCGAUGAUGGCGAAAACGAUAGCGAACUCACUUUAUCGAAUGACAGCAUGAACGAAUGUGCACACGAGGAAUUACGCAUUUUAAUAAAGAUCGAUGUGACAGUUGGAAAUAUUUCAUUGGUAGAUCAAUUUGAAUGGGAUAUUAAUUGCCAAAAAAAUGAUCCUGAAUUAUUCGCAGAAAUUUUGACAACCGAGUUAGGUCUAGGGGGAGAAUUUAAAACUGCUAUAGCACAUUCAAUCCGCGAACAAAUACAAAUAUAUGUUAAAUCAUUAAUUUUAGUUGGUCAUCAAUUUGACGGAUCACAGGUACAAGAUGACGAUCUUCGACAAAGUCUCUUGCCACCUGUUACAAAUAUUAUUCGGAGAGAAGAUGCGGUUGAUCAACAUACACCACUGUUGAGAACAUUUUUGUAUUAUUGUUGUUUUAAUAAACCUUCUUUCCCCAUGAGGCAGGAUAGGGAACCACCCAAAACUCAUCGUACUCUACUUCAUAAUACCACUAUGAUCCAGGAUCCGGCUGAUGAAAAUAGUUUAAUACCGGUGCUUUCUUCCGGAAUGCCACCUGUACAACGUAAAGCAAGCUCUAUGGGAUAUGAUAAUUAUUCCGCAAUAUCCGAAAAAUCAUCCACCACUCAAGGGAAAAUACGAGGGCGGGGACGCACGGGAAUAAAUGGAAGCAAUCUGCGUGGAGGUAUUCAGUCAAACACCCUGGAUAUAAUCGAUGGAAAUAACUUUGGAAGGUCUGGUUCGGUAGGUCUCAGCCCCCCAAAAGAGUCGAAGGAGGGAACAAAAAGACCUCAUCGACGACUAGCAAGCAAGGAAUUAGAGGAAUGGCAAUGUGAUGGUUGCGGGUGUCCUUCAACAUCAACGCCACUUCUGAGGAAAGGUCCUAAUGGUGAAAAGACGCUAUGUAAUGCGUGCGGCCUCUACUUUCAAAAGAACAAUUCACUUCGGCCAAAUCCUCUAAACACGAAUGACGCCGGUGUCAGCUUGCUUCACACGGGACAUAACUCUUCUCCGAUCACUACCAUUUCAGCGAAUAAUUCUCAUGUAAAAAGCCAUCAGAAUAAUCCUGUACCUCAUACUCACUAUUUACCUACGAUGUUAAUUGGACAUAAUCCAUCAGUACAAAAUGCAUCGUUGGAUGCUCAACAACAAUCUAAUACAUCUGCAGAAAAAUUGCUGCCUUCACAGAAGCUGCAAGAGAUAAAAAAUCAAGAUAAUAAAAUUUUUAUAGAUUCUAAAGAAAUACCUGUAAGUUCCACUGCACCUCAGAUUGCGGGUACAUCUGUUCCACACUUCAUUCAUACGGCGACAACUUUCACAUCUCACAUUACUGCUAAUUCUGCUGAGCCUGUAAGCAAAACUACGUCGACCACGUCAAAUAUGGCUGUUCAUGUUGCGAUUCAUCUGACAUUUGAAAUGAAUUAUUUCUAUAUCCUGAAGGAUUUUCCCGAAUGGACUAUUCCACAGUGUGAACAAUUACAGCGAAAGUAUCCUCAUGAUCAUUUUGAUAUCAUUCAACAACCUAAUCAUUACCCCGCUGAAUUUCUUGUUAAAUGUUUCGAUUGUCCUGGAAAACUAUAUAAACUCGGUCCUGAUCUUACUUUGGGAAAUUUUGAAAUUCAUCUAAAAAACAAGAGACAUCGUUUGGCCGUGGAGAAACGCUUACGUUUGAAUCAAAAAUUGACUGAAAAUACGUUGAAUAACGAAAUUAGUAAUAGUAAUACUGUUAGCAGGGGUGGCCACAAUGAUCAUAUCAAUAUUAUUAUAGGUAAUAAAGACUCUGGUAGAUCUAUCUCUGUUACGCCUGUUGGAAGUUCUGCUGGGCUCGCAAGUGACAAUAGCAGUAUAAGAUCAAUGGGGAAUAUGAAUAGAUAUAUUAGUAAAAGUAAAGAUGAACACGAUUCUAGUAAUGAGGUAACUGCCGUUGGAGUCUUCAUCGAUAAUCGUAACGGUAUCCCCCAAACACCCAAACCAAAAGAGCAUUGA